Molecule: messenger RNA, 4556 nt
Organism: Schistosoma spindalis
Lineage: Eukaryota; Metazoa; Platyhelminthes; Trematoda; Strigeidida; Schistosomatidae
Source: the annotation of a GenBank genome assembly
CCGAUUCGCAGAUGACCUUGUAGCGAGUGUCGAAGGCGAUGUCGAAUGUCGGGAUGAUUUCCAUGAAAAUGUCUGCUUCAUGGGAAGCUGAAAAGUCUUCAUCGAAUGCCAUUCCGAGACUCUGUAGCCUUAGUUUGGUGCAAAUAAUAUUGGAUAGACCUAUCGAACCUGAAUGCCCAAACACAGGAUUUUAUGUGGUCGUUCGAAUGCGUGGUACAGCUCGUCGGGUUUUACGUUCACCUGAGAUCACUCUUAUUUGUCCACGUGCUUCACAGCCACAAAAUGGGAUAGCAAACUUUCAUUCAAACAAUGUCCAACAUAAUCCGACUGAGAUUGGCGGCGGCGACUUAACCGGUCAGGGAGGAUGUUCUCUUUCCCUCAACACACCUGGAUCCUUAGUUGGCGGUGGCGUUUCGGUUCUUAUUGACUUCACGUGCAAUAUUCAGUAUUCACAUUUUCUGACUCGUGAUUCUAAUACGCUUCAAAUUUUACUCCAACGUCGUAAAAAGUACAAAAGCAAAGCUGUGAAUUUAGGAUACAAGACACUUGCCUACUGUAAUGUCAGCCUUGCCCAAGUUUUACAACGUCGUAUUGAGAAUCGAUUUUUAGAUUUAUACACCGAUCCAAAGUGUUCCACUCAUCCAAUUGGUAGAAUCGAAGUUUUAUACUUAUCAAGUUUACCUAUUGAAAAAGAUUUAUUAAACGGAAAGCGUAAAGUUGUAGAUGAAGAUGAAGAUUAUCCUAUACCAGAUGUUUAUAGUGAACAAGAGGAUUCAGAUCAUGUUGAAGAAAGUGAUGACGACCAGAUAGCUGAGUGUGAAAUAGUUGGACACAGCCGUCAAAAAAAGCUUGUUAAAGCUAUGUCUGUUGGUUGUGUAAAUCAAAAGCAAAUUAAGCAAAAACUAAUUGGUUUACUGAAAAAAUUAAAAAUUAGUGAUCCUAAUGAGGUUGACUUAGAUGUGGCUACAACAUCGAAAUUAUGGGAUGAAAUUGAUCGUAUAGCGACAGCUAGUGAUAUUGAAGAGGAUUCAGAUGCGGAAAGUUAUAAUUUAGUUUCGAUUCAGAGUACACCACGACCAACACUUCGACCUUUUUUCGCUACAGCUGGUAGCUCUGAUGAUACAUUGAGUGCCGAUGCUGGAGCGAAAUUGUUGAAACGCCUUCAAAGAGAAUUACUUGCCCAAAGUGAAACUGAUACGUCACCAGAUACUGUACAUCUACGAUCCAUGCUAGCUUCAGUUGGUAAAUCGGUAAGCUUUCAAAACCCAUUCGGAAAGUCUUCUGGGAAGUCCGACUUAUUACCAUUAGAGAGAUUUUCCGCACUACCAGGUUCACCUACGACAACAUUUACUGAUUCUGGACCUUUGCAGUCCACUGAUUCUUCACUCCUUCAACGAGGUGGUGGUCAUAUGAUGAGUUUAGCUGGUGGCCGUUUUGCCAAACGAUUUGCGCAUAUUCGACGACGAUCUAAUUCAAAGCAUAUUUUUGGAAUGUACAGACCCAACAAAUCUAACUACAACCAGGAAUCUGAAACGGUUAAUCAAGGUGUAGAAAAUAUUACUAUAGAAAGUGAAUCGUCAGAUGAUCAUUCUCCAACUGAUGGUGGAUUAGACCCUUCUUGUUUAUCUUUAUCUCGUGGACGAGAUACAGCUUUUGAUUAUUUCGCUUCACAUAAUCCUUCGGGAGAUUUCUCUCAAGCAAUAAACCCUACACUAUGUUCUACUCCAGAAGCUAAUCGUUCGUAUAUAUUAGGCGAUAGAGUAAUUUCCGAUAGAAAUAUUACUUAUGAUGAGAAGAAAAUUCAUGAGAAAACUCCAACCAAUUGUAAUACAGAUUUCUCAACUAGUGAAAAUAAAUCUUUUGAAGCAUCAGCGAAUUCUUUUGGUACUUCUGCCGAAAUUAAUCCGUCAAAUUUAGAAAAACUAGCAAGUGUUACAUUUAUUGUUGGUAGUUUCGAAAAAUCUGGAAAAAUUGUAUUUAAUCUACUAUCUGAAUUAAAUCUGCGUUUGUUUAACGUAAAUUCACUCAAUGAAAUGCGUACAAUUUUCACACGUUUGGCUAAUGAAGCACAAAGCUAUACACGACGUGUAUCCGAUGGUGAUUAUAUUAAAAUUUGUAUACUCGGUGGAAAUUUAUUAAUUAAUCUUGUCUUACGUGCUUAUGUAGAUCAAUUAAGUUGUAGAUCUACAGAAUUGAUAACUGCUUUUCGAUUUUUCAUUAUACCAAUUGAUGGAUUAACUAAAUUUAUUCAUCAUUCAUCAUCAUUACAUCAACGAAGUCGAAACAAUCUAAUGAAAAUUAAUCAGAUAUCAGAAGUUGGUAGUCAACAACGACAACAGCAUACAAUGGAUAUAUCAAUUAACACUGGAUGUAGUCAAUCUAAUCUGAAUGAUUCAGAUUCUGAUCGUACUUCGCUACCAUCAAUUCAUGGAUCAACAUACUUCAACAAUCUGUUUACUUUUCAUCUUUGUCAAAUUGAUCCAAUUUAUGGAAGCUUAUUUUCAGAAUUAUGCAAUGAAUCUGCUUCUGUCGAUGCUAAUUCUACGAUGAAUGAUUUAGAUUUGUUAGUGUUAAGAUCUGAAUUGAUUAAUCGUAUUGUGAAAUAUUUAACAAAUGGUAGAAAUGUCCAUCCAUUUCCUAUUGGAUCAUGUCUUCUUGGCUCAUCGAAAAAUACUUCAACUAAUGUAAAUAAAAUGCAAAAAUCUCUAACUACAGAUUGUGCUAAUGCGACGUCAAAUUUAUCUCCAACCAAUAUAAAUAUUGCAAAUCAGUCAGGUCCAGGAAUAACAGACCAAAAUGCUAGUUAUUCAGAUGGGAUUUCUUGUUCAGGUAAUAAUAUUCAGAAUGAAGAAAUGGUUAUUCCAUUCAUUUUAAAUGUUCGUCUAGGCAAUUGUUCAACAUUAAAUUAUCCUGGUUUAUUGACAACUGUUCCAACACAAAUUAAAUCUCAACACCAACAGCAGACUAGUCGAUCGUUUACUGCCGAUUCAUCUCAUUCAUGUAAUACAUCUACAGUAGUAGCUAAUACAAGUACCGCUGACUUAGAUUUUAAAACACCUAGUGAUCCAGAACAAUCUUAUACUAGACGUAAUAUUAGUCCUGAAUCAGUUUCACAUAAUACAACCAUAGCACCAAGAUCACAUUCUUCUGUUCAAAGAAGCGGUCAGUCACCAAUAUUUGGUUCUGAUCGACGCCUUUGGGAUAUUCAAAUAGAGUACUGGUCGAUACCUAGUCAGACUACAACAAUAAGUAGCAAUAGUCAAAAUAAUCAAAUUACUUCAAUGUCAUCGUCGUUUUCAUCCGCGAAUUCUGUUUCAAAUAAUAUAAAUACUAACAGUGCUUUUUCUUGUCCUACAAGUCCACCAAGUACAGCAUCGGAUCCUAUAUCACCACCGCGACGUUCUACUGUAAAAACUAUAUCACCUGGUUUAGUCGUUACGAUAGAUUCAUCAUCCAAUAUAACCGGUUCAAUGUUAUCUUCGCCACAUCGUAAUGGUGACGUAUUUAAUUAUGGUACGGAAUCCCAUUCUAACAGUUUAGUUUACUCACCGAUUCGUCAUGUACAAUUCAAUUUAAAUCAAACACAUACUCAACAUCUCGCUCUUGGAUUAUGGACGAAGGAAAAGAAACAAAAAAUUAUGCUUAUCGGUCGUAAAGGUAAAGAACUUAACUGUCGUUAUGAGUUGAUUACUGGUAUUCAACGUCUUUUAUGUACUGGACGUUGUUGUAAUUUGCAUAAUACUAGUUCAACUAAUAAUACUGAACGAUCAAAAGAUACAGAAUCCAGUCAUCAUCAUCAUUCUUCAUCAGCCGGUAUAAUAUCAGAUUCAAAUGUUCUAUGCUCUCCAGAUUAUAAAACUUCAAGUACAAUAUCUGCAUUAGGCUUAGCUUUGACUGGUGGUAAUGCUAGUAAUUGUGGUUUUUCAGGGUUUACCGGGAACAAUAAUCAUAUGAUGAGAGUUUCGAUAGAUGGUGUUGAAUGGACCGAUUUAAAAUUUUUUCAAAUCACUCCAGUUUGGCGUACACAUGUAAAAUGUUUUCCAGUUGUUCUAUUGAAUGCUAAUCAGGUGGAUACAGCAACUCUAGUCAAAUAAAAACAAUCAUAAGUAUUAUUAUUAGUUCAGUGAGAUUUCUCUGGCGAAAAAAAAUAAACUGAAUGUAUAGUCUAUGUAUUUCUUCUCUAUAUGUUUGUAUCAUUUUCGCAUCUUUUCUUCGGAUAUUCUGGAUGCCAAAUAAUAAACCCUACUUAACAGUGAAUAAUAGUAAUUGUAACAACAACAAUGCAUUUAUCAGUGGUAUUAUUUUAUUCAUGUUUGUAUGUUUUUCAUUUCGCUACAUUUAUUUUUUUGUUUUCAUAAUCACUUUGUCUUCCAGAUUAUGUUGUUUGAAUAGAUUUUGUUUUGUUUGUCUAUUUAUAAGAUUGAUAUCCAUCCCUCUCAUAUAUUGUAGAUGCAAAUCGUUUUUAGUUUCUGUCUAUCCACUUUCACUACCUGAUAACAUUACUAUUUCAAAUACGUACUUCUAUCUAUUCCUUAUAUAUAUAUAUAUAUAUAUAU